AUCGCAUGACACGUGAUAAUGACACCACCCGUGCUGUAGCGGACGAGAGGUGACGAUUGACGCUAGUGGACGUCGUGCGUCGUCGGUGGUUCUUUGACGUGUGUCUCUAUGUUCUGACCAAGGAUGUCUUCUUCCUCGCCGACCGACACAUCAGAGAGGAAGGAGAAGGAGCAAUCCACGAUGCUGCAACGACUCUGGGCUGCUGUCAAAACGAAUGUCCUGUGCCACACGUUCCUCACUUUGGUGUUCCUAUCGAGUGGCCUUGUGCUCAAUGUAUUCCAAGUGGUUGCCUACUGCCUGGUGCGGCCCUUCUCGUGGCACUGGUAUCGCCGCAUCAAUUACUACCUGAUCUACGGCUCCUGGGCACAGGUGGUGGCCAUGGCUCAGUGGUGGUCCGGGAGCCGCAUCAAAGUGUGGGGCACAGAUGAAGACCUAGAUGCCCUCCUGAAGGAUCACCACAUGUGCGUCAUGAAUCACUCCUACGAAGUCGACUGGCUGGUCUGCUGGAUGGUCUGCGACCAGUUCAAGAUGCUUGCGAACGCAAAGACCUUUGCCAAGAAGUCGUUGAUGUACGUUCCUAUCAUUGGCUGGAACUGGGCCUUGUCAGAGCAUAUUUUUCUCGAGAGAAGCUGGGAGAAGGACUCUCAGACCAUCGGCGGAAAGCUGGAUAAGCUGCUCGAUUACAAGGACAAGAUCCUGCUAUUGAUGUUCUCGGAAGGAACUCGGUUUAGCAAGGCAAAGCAUGAACUCAGCCUGGAGUUUGCGGCCAAGAAAAACUUGCCAAAGUUGAAGCACCACCUGCUUCCGAGGCCCAAAGGCUUUGUGUACUGCACACGCCACUUCAAGGAAAGAGGUUCUCGAGCUUUGUACGAUGUGCAGGUGGGCUUUCGUCACUCCCCUAACCCGCCCACGAUCAAGUCCGUCCUCAAUGGCCACCCAUUCCUGGCUGAUCUUUAUUUCCGAAGGGUACCACUUGACAAUGUGCCAACGGACUCUGAUGAGCAGUGCACCAAGUUUCUUUACGAUCUCUAUGUUGAAAAGGACAACGAGAUGGAUGACUACCUCAAAACGGGCAAGUUCCCCGGAACGGUCAGGGAGUUGCCAGUACGGAUCUGGCCGCUCUUCGUUCUGUGCUUUUGGAGCGUGAUAGCUGCAGUGCCCUGUCUGUACGCCUUCUACGCCGUCCUCACCAGUGGCAGCACGGUCACUGUUGUUGCCUUUUCCACAUUCAUUGCCCUGUUGCUCUCCGUUCUUCACUGGAUGGUCGGUUUGUCAGAGAUUAAGAAGAGCUCGACGUACGGGACCACAAAACCUGCUGCUUCAGGGGUGGAUGGUGAGAAGCCACUUGCAAAUGGUGAUUCCAGUAGAAAGGACCCCGUCAUCCGAAGUUCAUCGUAAGGUGUCACAUCAAAAGACUCUAAAAGAACAUGUGUCAACUCUGUCAUGUGCACACACGCAUCGUAGAGAUCUGUGGUGCAGAGAACUUACCUUUGUGAUGUCCUUCCGACUUUGUCAUUCGUUCUUGUGUGUCAAGUACAUCUGUUUUGCUGAUUUGAGUCAUUAUGUCCAACUCGGGUAGUAUACUGCUCGUUUUAGCAGCCUGUAUGUUUUCUUCUUUGAGGCAUAGCAAGUGUUUACUGUGUCACAUUCAGGCAAAUUUGAGAGGAAUGGUGCGAUUAGUUGUGUUUUUUCCUGGCACUAACCUAGCCUAGCUACUGUUAGUACUUGUUGUUAGUGCUUGAUGAUUCCUUGCAAGGAGAUGUUAUUGUGCCUCUGUCGAAUGCCCCAAUCGAUCCUUCUGCUGUUAGACUUGUGAGUGUUUGCAGAACUUAGUGAACUACCCUGCCUUGAUUAUUAGUCACAUGGACAAGGCAUGCGAGUGUGAAUCUUGAUCCAGCGGCUCCUUUGGGAAUCGCAGCUUAGGCAGUGAGCUGCCUUUUGCCAGCUAAAGAAAAAAAAGUACUGGGCUUUCCUUGUACCUAAACUUUGUGUUUGUCAUGUUUGCUUGAACUUGUUUUUCACCUUUUCCUGACCAAAAAAGGACAUGCUAUGUACUAUUACUGUUCCUUAUAAUUAUCACCUUGCCCUGUUAUGUGGAAUCGUUUUGUGAGCCUGUUCUUUAUCAAUUGUAAAGAGAUUUCAGUGACCCUUCCUGGAUUGCCUGUUAGCUGUGAUACACUGUUUGACCAUUGAAAGCAAUUUUCCCCCCUCAAAGCAAUUUAUUUCAUUUCAUAGAAAUACUAUGGUGGCUCGUAAUGUAUUCCACUUCCUUAUGUGGUGUUAGAGGAAAGCCAGCUUCAAGCUUAUGGUUAACUAACCGAUAAGUUCUGGCGCAUUGGGCAAUUCAGUUUAGUUGUGUUAAAAUUAAGGAAAUGUGAAGAACAGAAAAAUGAAAACUAGGCUCUCCAGUUGAAGGCUUGCAUUUUGUUACUAGAUGCUCAUGUGUGUCAGUAUCUAACUUAAGGUUAAACUUGAGUGUUUCUGUGCAUUGAAUAUUCUGUACUCUUGUUUGAGCAGCCUAGCUAAGUGUGCGUUCACCUUCACUUUGCUGUGUGUCUUUUUGGCUCUUUUGUGUUCAGAUGUGCAGUGUGAUUGAUGCACACCUGAGUAUGGAGGGGUUGGCACAUUUUGCUGAAGGACAGAAUUUAGUCACAUGUAGCUUACACGUGCAUGGACCAUGGACAUUGUGCAUGCCUACUCAUCAGUCAUAGUGCGAGUACAAAGUGGGACUGUAUUUCUAUUUUUACACUGGAGUAACAACGGGGAAAGAUGAAUUUAUCACAGUUUAACGCCUCUUACAAAAGUGUGAAACUAUGGCUUUCUGGCAAAUAUUAUUUCGAAGUGUUAAAGCCUUAUUAGCUAUAUAUGUGUUGACAUGACGUAGUCUUAUGAAAAUGGCUAUACUAAUUUAGAGGACACAUUUACAGUCUCCUGAUUAAGCAUCUGACUUUUGUUUUCAUUUAAAUUUCACUCAAAACUUUUUAAAAGAGUGUUUAGUUUGUUAAAUACCCUCAUUCUUAGGCCUAUAGUAUAUUGCUCUUUCAAUUUGCAUUGAGAUCUAACAGUGUCAACAUGCUAGCAUGAGUCAUAGCAGUAGUGCAUACUGCUUGCUACAUUGCAUUUGGAAAUCUCUCCCAUUAGCUUUUUAUUUAAUUGCGAACUCUGGCUACAGUUUCUGCAAUUUGUGUGACUUAUGCAGUUUGUAUUGCGAUAGUAUUAAGCGGUAGCCACUUGCGACAACCACAUAGAAUGCAUUUCUAGUGUAUCUUUGGUUAUGCGUCAUUGCCAUAAGGGGCGUCCACUUCCUGCAGCAUGAUAAAUACAUUGUUCAUCAAAGCCAAAGUAUCUCUACCGAUAAUUGCGUGGGAACACAUUUUGGUCAGUAUUACGAGAUGCUGUAAACUGGACAUACCUCGACACUGGACAAUGUCAUGCCUAAAAUGCAUCAGAACUACAUUCCUUGUGUUUUCUGCAUUAUCCUUUAGGAAGUAGGACAUACCAUAGAAUUCCGUUAUUAGAAACGUAUGUUUAGGAAAUUUCACUGUGUUUGGCCAGACUGUGUACAAUGUUGGGCGUAAAUGCUUUCUUUUUUCAAGCAAACGGUGCAUGAAAGUACUGAAAGAUAACCGCCUGUAAUGCUUCUGUGCAUGCUUUUGCUCUUAUGCCAUGUGGAGAUGUAAGUGCUGUUUAUAUCGUGUUGUGUAUCACUUCAUUUAUACUAAGUGCAAUAUUAUUUGACUGUACAGUCUUCUUUUAUGUAAUUAGAGCCUUAAGAAAGCUUA
Dermacentor albipictus is the source of this 3782-nucleotide messenger RNA. RefSeq names its product 1-acyl-sn-glycerol-3-phosphate acyltransferase delta-like. NCBI's taxonomy places the organism in Eukaryota, Metazoa, Arthropoda, Arachnida, Ixodida, Ixodidae. The record is from RefSeq and is a predicted model, not a curated record. Gene Ontology annotation, cellular component: endomembrane system. Gene Ontology annotation, molecular function: 1-acylglycerol-3-phosphate O-acyltransferase activity.